AGUAAAUUUGACCACAUAAAUGUUUACACGUUAUUCGUAAACACUUGGAUAUACGUUGAAUAACUUGAAUAGUUUUAUUUAACAAUUACCAAGUCGACGUUAUUCUACAUGGUGAAUUAGUUAGAUACUAUUAAUAUCUUGCUUAAUGAAAACAAACAUUUAAAUGGCCACUCAAGACGAACCGGAUGUAUUUAUAUGCCCACAAAAAUAUUCCAAGCUUCAUGUUAGUGUGCUUGAGAUGAAGACCCGACUUAGGCUGGCAGAAUAUCUGGAUAAAAAGGGCAAACUGAUUCAUCUUGAACUCUGCAACAUUCCUACUGAGAUGUUUAAUGACUGCACUGGUCUCUCAAAACUGGCAGAUCACGAAGACGGUCUUGAACCCGAAGAAGUUAAGAGUCAAGAAGACAGUCCUACCAUGAUGUUACUUGACCGAUGGAGCGGCGCCAGAAGGACACUGGCAAAAACACGACAAAAAAUGCGUCAAGGUGUCAUGAAAGAGUUACAGCUAAACAUACGCAUCGUCCACGACCUCACAAUAGGUAAAUUCUGGGAAUACCUGCUGACUUUGGAACGUCAUGACGUCAUCCAAGAAUGCAGAUCAAUGAUAUUGAGCGAUUGUCAGAAUUUUUUAGGCCCAAAGGAGAAGCCUGCCAUUCUUAUGACGAGUGAAGCAGAUAAGGUGAGCGAUAGCAAGAAAUUGUGCGACAAAACGCUUAAGACGGGUGCAGCAGAUACUGAUGGUCAUCCAUAUGAUGAAUAUGAUGAGUAUGGUCAUCCAUAUGAUGAAUAUGAUGAGUAUGGUCAUCCAUAUGAUGAAUAUGAUGAGUAUCGUCAUUCAUAUUAUGAGUCUGUUUCAGUACGUCCUCGUCCUCCUCGUUUUCGUCCUCCUCGUGGUAUUUUUGAAAAUAGUUAUCCGCCGUCAACUAAGGCCAGCCCCAAUAUACAUUAUAAAUACGACGCGUUCGUGUGCUACAAUCAAGCAGACCCGGAAGACCAGCGUUUCGUUAAACAACUGAUAGAAGAACUAGAAGGUAGAAGGGGACUCCGCCUGUACGUCCCAGGUCGUAAUGAUGUACUGACAGAGGAACUGGAAGGUAGAAGGGGAAUUCGAAUGGUCGUCCCAGGUCGUGGAGUUUUAUCUAUUGCCAACCAAAUCGCGGGAAGGUGCCGAAUGAUGAUAAUUGUUAUGUCAAGGUCGUUUCUUCAGAGCCCAAUUAACGACUUCCAGGAGCAAUAUGCACAAGGCGUAGGGAGGGAACGGUUGAUUCCAAUCAUCAGGGAAGAAGGUGUAAUCGUGCCUAGGAUACACGAAGGUGGGAACAUUUAUGAUCUAACAAAUACCGACAAUGAGGAAGCUUGGGUUCGCCUGACAACAGCUUUAAGAGCGCCAUUAGAUCCAGGCUCGUAUUUGAGACUUAGCAGUCAUCAAAACUUGCGAGAUGUACGUUUUCCAUGGCCAGCCGACGAAAAUGACCAAACAAGACCCAAAUCGUUAGCUCCCCCUCGGGAAGUUCAGAGUCCAAGACCAGGUCUUAAAAACACACCCGCUCCAACACCUAAAACAACGCGCAUUACCAGGACAGACUUACAGUUACUUCAAAAGGCAAGACAGACAAGUCCAAACGAAACAAUGGAAAUCAUUGAACUUGUCACAGAUACUCACAUCGGAACGCCUGUUGCAAAAGAAGAAGAAACAACACCCAAACAGGUGGCUCUUAAAGAAGACUACUCCCAUCCUAUGACGGCUUCACAACAAGAACAUUUGAACCAACCAGCAUCGACUCUUUCGCAAACUCCGACCUCUUCGCAGUCAGAUGAUCCGAAUUCUUCUCGAGAGACAGCUCAAACGGACGAGGACCAGACAUCUCGCAUAACGCUUGAUCAGCCACUGACGAAUGAGUCUUGGUCAAAUGAUCAACAAUCCGAAGUCUCAGAUUCAGCAAACGCUGAACCUCAAGAACCUCAAGUCCAUCGUGUGGGUGAAAGGGGGUCAGACAAAAAGGAUUAGUCAUGUAAAUCUUAGUUGUAAUAUAGCGUCCACGAAUAGACGGGCGAAUCAACAUACUUACGAUUCCACCACCAUGGUGUGCCGUAUACGAACACGUUUCUUCUUUUUAUUUGUUAAGUUUUUCACCGUUUCCAAUACUAUUUCUACUAUAUAUCGGCCUUCAGUUUAAAAACUCACUCUUAUCCAUAUCUUGCUGGUUUACCAGUUCUUACUGCACAUAAUAAUGCAAAUAACUGGCAACUGCUCUACUUGAAUAGAGACAAAAUGGCCCCUGAGGGAUUUCGUGAAAAAUCACAACACAAGAUAUGUUUCCAAUCCUUUGAUCAAACUCGCGAACCUUGGAUUUGGAGGCC
Molecule: messenger RNA, 2361 nt
Organism: Dreissena polymorpha
Lineage: Eukaryota; Metazoa; Mollusca; Bivalvia; Myida; Dreissenidae
Exons: 15
Coding region: 164-2008 (614 amino acids)
Biological process (GO): signal transduction
Source: RefSeq, a predicted model, not a curated record